UUUUCAGCAUUUUUGUUUUUAAGUGCCUUGCUACAAGGGAACCUGGGAAAGAGUAGAGGCGAAGUGGGGCAUUUUAGCAGUCCCGUGCGGGCCGGGGAGGGAAGACAGACAGGAGACAGGUAUCAAGGCUGAGGGCACCCAGGGUCACAUAUGCACAGCUGACGGGGGAGGCGGGGUGGUUUCUGGGCUCUCCGGGCACCUUCCACGGGGGCGGGGAGACUGCCCGGACCUCCCCCUCAGCUGGGAGGUGGCUGGCCCCGCCUCCCUUUCCCCACAGCUACAGCUCGGCUCCGCGGCGGGGGUGGUGCUUAGACCCGUCUGGCCCCGGAUCCGUGCCUUGUCCGUGUGCAGGGAGGCUCCCGGGUCAUGGUGUCCGCGAUCAGCGCCCUCUGGCUGCUGCUGGCCGCCGCUUUCCUCGCCGCGCUGCUGCUGGAGCUGCUGCAGGCCCCGCGUGCGGGGCUCGGAGCCCGCCUCUUCCAGGACCUGAUCCGCUACGGGAAGACCAAGAGCGGCUGCGGGCAGCGCCCAGCCUGGCUGCGGCUUCUGGAUGUGCCUAAGAGGUGGUUUUCUCACUUUUAUAUUCUUUCUGUGGUCUGGAACAGCUUUCUGCUCCUAUUGCUUAUUCAAGCGUUGUUCCUAUCAAGACCUUUCCCAGUAUGGCUUCAGAAUUUGCUCAGUGCUCUUGGUGGAGCUUCGCAAAACCAGGAUGUGGGUAACAAACACCUGUCUGUCCUCCUGGUUCUCAUGCUCCUGUUGUUACACAGCUUUCAAAGGCUCAUAGAGUGCCUGUACAUCAGUGUCUUCUCCAGUGGUGUCCUUCAUAUCUUACAGUACUGCAUGGGACUUGGGUACUAUAUUGUUAUUGGCUUAACGGUGCUGUGUCAAGUGCCAGCUAAUGUCAGCAAUGGGAAAGACCUCUUUAUGCAGAUCUGCUGGUAUCACAUCCUAGGAAUUAUGAUGUACAUUUGGGCCUCUGUUCACCAACAUAGAUGCCAUGUGAUUCUAGCUAAUCUUAGAAAAGGUAAAUCAGGAAAGGUAGUAAGCUUGAACCACAGCAUUCCUUUUGGAGACUGGUUUGAGAGAGUAUCUUGCCCACAUUAUUUUGCUGAACUCCUAAUAUAUGUAUCCAUGGCCGUCAUAUUUGGAUUUCAAAACUUAACCUGGUGGCUUGUAGUAAUGUUUGUGUUGUUUAACCAGGCAUUGGCUGCAGUUCUGUGCCAUGAGUUCUAUGUGAACAAAUUCAGCUGCUACCCAACACAUCGAAAAGCAUUUAUACCAUUUCUUUUUUAGAACCUUUGUUUUUGUUAAAAAUGUCUCUAGCGUCUUAUUGUCAGACUGAGCUAGCUAGUUACAGUGAGUUAACGUGUUCUCUGCUCUCUUCCUCUGUCUUCUUUGGCCUCUUGCAAUCUGCAAAGGAAUCUUCUAUUCCACACUCACACCUUUGACUCUUCCCAAAAUGUCCUGCGAUGCUUGCAACAGCAUUAGCAAUAUACAAUGAUGACCUGCCUCCCGCUGGGGGACCCCUUGAUGGAGGGGGCCAUUGGGAUGUGACAUAUCUACAGUAUGUAUAAUCUGAACUGUACAUGGUAUUAAAGACCUCAGUUAAAGUGCAA
Gopherus evgoodei (Goodes thornscrub tortoise) is the source of this 1613-nucleotide messenger RNA. It is a transcript of the gene SRD5A3, whose product is annotated as steroid 5 alpha-reductase 3. Gene Ontology annotation, biological process: polyprenol catabolic process; dolichol-linked oligosaccharide biosynthetic process. The transcript has 5 exons. The record is from RefSeq and is a predicted model, not a curated record. Bases 367 to 1290 code for a protein of 307 amino acids. Gene Ontology annotation, cellular component: endoplasmic reticulum. NCBI's taxonomy places the organism in Eukaryota, Metazoa, Chordata, Testudines, Testudinidae. Gene Ontology annotation, molecular function: 3-oxo-5-alpha-steroid 4-dehydrogenase activity.